AUGGAAUCCAAUCAAGAACUCAGCAGGAUACUUGUGAAGGAGCGGUCCGCCCAAUCCUUGCAUCAAUGUUCACCCGGACUUCUUUCGAGUGAUCCUGGCCUCGACUCUCAACAACUCCCGGCUUCCUUUAACGUGGUUCAUACUCCUUCCCAGACUAACAGACAUGCCAUCAAUCAACAAGAGUCAGACGAACACAGGAUCACCAUCGACAAUGCUGCGAGCCCAAAAGAGCCUCAGAGUGCAGGAGAAAGGAGUCGGGGCCUAGUCUGGCCCAAUGACAACUCUGUUAGAGCUUUGCAAGAUGGAAGCCGCGUGGAAUCCCAGCAGAUCGAGGCCAAACCAGAUAAGGACUAUGAUGAGACCAAUCAUAAUGGCAGUCAACACUAUAAGCAAAUACCAAUAGCAGUCAUAUCAACAAAUGGAACAGGAAGCGGGAAAAGAAUCAAUGACGCGUUUGCCUAA
Messenger RNA from Puccinia graminis f. sp. tritici CRL 75-36-700-3, 462 nucleotides. RefSeq lists its product as uncharacterized. The record is from RefSeq and is a predicted model, not a curated record. Bases 1 to 462 code for a protein of 153 amino acids. The transcript is spliced from 3 exons. NCBI's taxonomy places the organism in Eukaryota, Fungi, Basidiomycota, Pucciniomycetes, Pucciniales, Pucciniaceae.